Molecule: messenger RNA, 4654 nt
Organism: Blepharisma stoltei
Lineage: Eukaryota; Ciliophora; Heterotrichea; Heterotrichida; Blepharismidae
Source: the annotation of a GenBank genome assembly
AUGCAGACUCAUAAAAAAGUGACAUCUAUAUAGGCUGCUUUAUCUAUAGCUUCACCUCAUUCCCUAAUAUUACCAAUCCCUUAUAUAUAUUCUCUACCUGACAGCCAACAAAUCCAAGAUUUUAUAAGCAGCGAUUUCUUUUCAUUAAUCCUUACUCAUCAAGGAAAGGUAUGAAUCCUUGGAAAUCCUACCGAUAGCAAUGAUAAUCCAGAUAUUGAUGAUAUUUAUAAAGAAAUAACUAUCCCUCGGCAAAUAACCUCCAUUUCGUGCAACUCUGAAGCGUCUCUUUUGCUAUCUAUAUAUCAUGAAGUUUAUGGAUUAGGGAAUGACUCUUUACGCUCUGGGAUUUUUAUUAAUUUUGAUAGAGCGUCAAUGCCUCGACUAAUUGAAGGACUUACUGCAAAUGGAUUGAAUCAGAUAAGUCUGGGAUCUGGCCAUGCAGCUGGAAUAGAUGAACAAGGAUUAGUCUAUACAUGAGGCAGCGGGAAAUUCGGAGAACUUGGUGGGAUAAACUUAAUAGAAGAAAGAGCACUUCCAUUGGUAAUUGACAAAGCCAGAAAUUUCUCUGUAAUAAAAAUCAUUUGUGGAGACAGUUUUAUUCUACAAAAAAUAAAUUUAAAUUUUUCAAUUUUAUUUGAAAUCUUUAAAUAAAUAGUCUAUAGCUGAAAACUGGCUUAAAAUUUUAUAGCAUACAUGUAUGUGCACAAGUGGAGGCUACGUUUAUAUAUUAGGUGUUAUAGGGAGCCAUCAUCAAUCAAGCAAAAAAUCAGAAGCAUUUUUAAGAAGUUCGCAAAAAAGUAUGCAGUCCCCAAGAGGAGUGCUUUCACCGAACCGAGAAAUAAAAAAUGCUCCAUAUACACUUCCUGAGCUGGAGCAGCAUUUUGUUGUUGAUAUAUCUGCAGGAAAUGAGUUUAUAGCUGUUUUAUCAGAAGAAGGAGCUGUUUAUGCUUUUGAUGAUUGCAUGGAACUGUAUCGGCUGCCAAGUGAAGAAAAUUCUAACUCCCCCUCCGUGAGUGAACAAAAAUUUUUUAAUAGAGAAAAAUUUUUACGAAAAAAAUUUUGAUAUAUAAAUGAUAAUUAGUAUAAUGAAAUCUAGAGCUAAUUCUGUUUGAUUUUAAACAAAUUGCUUUUUAAAACAUAAAUUUUGCAAAUUGAAUUAAUAUUUGCUUUCCAAUUUUUGCGAAUUAGGAUUUUUUUAAAAUUAUAUAUAAAAUGUUUUUAAAAAAAAAAAAAUUAACCCCCCUCCGUGAGUGAACAAAAUUUUUUUUGUUCACUCACGGAAGGGGGGGAGUAAAGUAAAAACAAUUGCAGCAUGCCACAGAUCUAUUUUUGGACUGACUUCAGAGCAAUGCUUAUAUGAGUGGACUGAGCCAGUCAUGGAAUAUUCAGCAAAUAACAUGCUUAACACUCUAAUUAUCGCUGGAAAAAGCAUUUGCUCAAUAUCAGCUUGGCCAGGAUCACAAUACAAAUUGGAUCCUGCCUACAUCAAGCCAAAUUUUGCAAGUAACCAAAAAAGAGGAAUUGCAUUUAUUUUUGAGUCAAAAAUCAAUUUUAAGCCAGUAGGGCUAGGAGAGUUAAUAGGCACUUAUGAUCCUUAUAAAAGAGAUUUAUUCACUCAUCAGCUCGUUCAUUCCGUUUUUGAAUCUUUAGAUGCCCCUCUGCUUUCUACUCCUCCUUAUAUCGGAUCUCCUAAACGAUUUGUUACAGCUUCUCAAGAAUCUCUUUAUCCAGCUGAUUUUGAGAUGGAUAAAGUUAUCAGAUACAGAUUAGAACACGAAAGAGGAGAACAAAUCAAUAAGUCUUUAGCCCCUUUAAUUUCACCUUUAUUCAAAGAGAUUUUUGGAAGAAUUAAAAUAUAUUCUGAAAAAAACCAAGCAUUAAAUAAAGCUAUAAAAUAUGCAAGCUUACCUAAUAUUUUGCUAACUCCCCCCCCUUUAAAUUGGAACUAAAAAUUUUGUUCCAAUUUAAAGGGGGGUUAAGAAAAUUUUAAAAAAAAAAAAUCAUUAUAAAAUUUUUAUAAAAAAAAAAAAUUUCAAAAAUUUAUCGAAUUAGAUAAUAAAUUUGUUUAAUAAAAUACUAUUUACUCUUUAUCCUUUACAAAAAAGCAAGAUAUAACUAAAAUUUUAUUAUUAAUUAAUACGCGCCGCUAUUAAUUGGUUUCAAAACUAUUUACACAAAAAUUAUUAUUUUUAUUGAUAAAAAAAAAUAAAAAAAAAAAUUUUAGAAAUUUAUUAAUCAAAGUGCUAAUUUUGUUUAAAUAAGAUAUUAUUUAUACUCUAUUCCUUAAAAUAAAGCAAGAGAUAAGUAAAUUUUCAAUUUUUGUAAAGAAUUCGUAUUGAAUUUAUAUCAAAGCUAUUUAAAUAAAAAAUAUCAAUUUUAUUAAAAAAAAUAAAAUUUUUUUUGAAAAUUUUUUUAAAAACAGAAAAAAUUAACUUUUUUUAAAAAAUUUACAAUUAAGGAUAAUAAAUUUAUUUAAAUAAGAUGCUCUUUAUACUCUAUUCUUUAAAACAAGAGCAGGAUACAACUAAAUUUUUAAUUUUAGUUAAGAAGAAACAUUUAAAUUAUAUCAAAACUUUUUACAUAAAAAUUAUGAUUUAUAUAUAUAAAAUUUUUUUAUAAAAUUAUUAAUUUUAUUCCAAUUUAAAGGGGUUUAUUUUACCAAAAAAGUGGAAAUUUUACCUAUGUUUUGUUCCAAUUUAAAGGGGGGAGAGUGAGGGUAUUUACAAAAGAGAGAAACAGAAAACUUAUUCUUGGAUUUACUUCAGUAAGAAAUUUUUGGUAUACAAAAAUUAUUGCUGAUAAAAAAAGAAGGGAAAAUAAGCAGCAGGAAUUUAUGGAUAAUGGAGUAAAAUUGGUAGCGAAAAUCAUUAAGAAAAUAUUAAAAAAGAGACUGUAUAAAGCAGAAACUGAUUUUAUAGAAACACUUAAGACUUGUGCUGUUAAAGAGAAAUAUAAAGAGAAUUUGUUGGAAACUAUUUUUAAAAACUCAGAAAAAUGACAUUAUUGGAUUUUAAAAGAAAAAUGAUCAAAGUGAAUAAGAAAAACUUCUUCAAAUAAGGUUUUUCAAUCUGCAGAAUAUGAUAUUGCAAAAUAUUUAAAAACAAUAAUUCUUAAAAGAUAUUUUAGAAAUUUGAAAGGAGAAAUUGAUAAAUACAAAUUGAAAGGAAAUGCGAAUAAGAAGCUUGAAAUUAUUUUGAAGAAAAAAUACAGCAAAUUGAUUAGGAUAGCAAUAUCAAAAUGAAAGGAAAAUCGCUUAAAAUAUAUUAAACCAAAAUUAAAAAAUCAAAAUAUUCUAAUCAAAAACACUGGAAAUGCAAGCAUUAGUAGGCAAUCCUUACUUUGCUUUACAGCAAUAGUGCAAAAAAUAAUUUCAAAAAGAAAAUAUCAAGCAUUUAAUUGUGUUUCUAGAUAUAGUUGUGAUUACAAAGAUAAAUACUCAAAGCUUCAAAUAGCAGAUCCAGAUUUAACUGAAAACACAACCUUUUCUUCAAAAUUUGCGUUUGGAAGCCCGAAAAUGGUUCUAAGUCCUCCAAGUUUCUCUAAGGACGAAUCUUAUGAAUUCCUUAGAAUGGAAGAUUUCUCUAAGUUUUCAUCUUCUAAGUACAAAGAAACAGACAAUGAUUUCAGCAUUUUUUCGAUAAAUUCUGAUGAAAAAGGACAAAAUAACAUGACUUUAAAGUCAUCAUCAUUUUCUGCUAUCGAUAAAGAAAUAUAUAAAGAAAAAGGAGAAAACAGUGAUCAAUCCAAUGAAAAUAUUAUAGUCAUCAACCAGCCUUACCAAAGAGAAAUUAUUCCAAAGCUUCCGCUCAGAAUCAUUACUAGUCCUCAUGCAAAAAGAAACAGUGAAAAUUUAUCAUCACCAAAGCCUAAGGCUCAAACAACAAGAAGCAGCUCAAAUAUUCCAAGCAGAGAGCCAAGGUCCAUAGUAAAGUUAACCCCAAAAAGUAGUUCGAGGUCUGGAUCAUCAAGCUCUAUGAAAUCUGAGCAAGCAAGUUCAGCAGCUUUAAGGCAGCAGUAUGAUUUUAAUUUGAAGGAAAGAUUAAAAAGAAUUAGACAGACUUCAAAUUCUAAGCCAAUAAGAUCCAACACAUAUGAUGAAGAACAAUUAUCCUAUUUAUUAUUAAUAGUUCAUAAAAUAGGAGGUAUUAUCCUAUUAUUAAUAAUAUGUCUCUGGCUUAGGUUAUAUAUUCAUAAGCCAUUCACUAAUACAAGAAUAGUAAAUAAAUGCACAAAAGUACUUGGAAACCUCAAAACAGAGACACAUGCGAAACCUCCUAGACCAAAAAAACUUGAAAUUAAGCUUAAAUCUAACGACACUACAAAGCCAGUUUCCAAGCACAAUACAAGUUUUGAAGACAUCUCAAUGAGAUUUUCUCUGGGACUAUCUGCUCUUCAAAGAGUUACAGAAAAGACUUCAUUUAUUCUAAAAUAUUUUAGCUUUAUAACAAUGAAAGACUACAAGCCUUCAAAAGCAAUUAAAAUACCAAUCAAUUUACAGACUCAAAAAGGCUAUAUUGAAAGUAUUAGUUCUGAUGAUAAGAAGCUUGAAAACAUAUGACAUCUAAAACUGUAUUCAAUAGGAUUUCAGCGUUCUGUGAAAUUUUAUAACAGGUAUUUGUUGAAAAGAUACUGGGAGAUUUUUAAAAAAACCUAA